Messenger RNA from Oryza brachyantha (malo sina), 1044 nucleotides. RefSeq names its product cold and drought-regulated protein CORA-like. The record is from RefSeq and is a predicted model, not a curated record. The transcript is spliced from 2 exons. Bases 251 to 748 code for a protein of 165 amino acids. Lineage: Eukaryota; Viridiplantae; Streptophyta; Magnoliopsida; Poales; Poaceae.
AGUCGGCUGCCCCAACCGAUCCACUAAAUUCGUCAGCUUGCUUAGCCGCGUCGCGCUCUCUGUUUGAUUUGAUCGUCUCCUUCUCCGACUGCUCCCGCCCGAUCGACGCCGUCCACGCGCCACCCGCCAUCGCCGCCAUAUAUAUCCCGCACGUCUUGUUGAAUUCACCUCAGCUUUCUCCUCCGGUUUCUUUGUUAAUUGUUGGCCGGACAGUUUAAUUAGCGGCGGCGAUCAGACGACGACGACGACGAUGGGAGGGGCCAAGGAUGAGAAGGAUAGAGGGCUCUUCUCCAACCUGAUGCACGGCGUCGCCGGCGGCGGCGGAUAUGGGUAUCCUCCUCAGCAGGGGUACUAUCCGCCGCCGCCCACGGCGUAUCCUCCUCCUCCGACUGGCUAUGGCUAUGGCUAUCCUCCCGCAGGCUACCCCGGCUCAUCCGCGCCACACCAAGGUUACGGGAGCAGCCAUGGCGGAGGGAACAUGGGGCCGAUGCUAGCAGCAGGUGCGGCCGCCGCCGCCGCGGCGUACGGCGCGCACAAGCUUUCCCACGGCCACGGCCAUGGAGGUUACGGCCACGGCGGCGGCUUCUUCGGCGGUCACCACGGCCACGGCUGUGGCUUCUUCGGCGGCCAUCACGGCCACGGCGGCGGCUUCUUCGGCGGUCACCACGGCCACGGCGGACACCAUGGCGGCUUCUUUGGCGGUCACCACGGGUUUGGAGGCCACCACGGUCACCAUGGCCACCAUUAACGGUGAUCACCGUGCAGCAAGUGCGAGUGAUAGAUAUCUGAUCUUGGGUUUGCAGAAUAUAAUUUUGAUUGCACUAAACUCGAUAUGUAUAUUAUCUUUUUUAGAUAGUGUGAUGUGUAUAUUAACAGCUUAAUUACUACUCCAGUUCGUGUCUUGAGACUCUUUUGAGUAACAACAUGGUUUGAUGGUUAGUAAGUUGUGCCAAUCGCAAUCAGUGUUUGAUGUCCCCAUGUUUUCCUGUGCUCAUACUCCAUGUUUUGGUCUGUCAAGAGAGAAUUUUGGUCAUGCUCUUUUCU